Messenger RNA from Saccostrea cuccullata (small rock oyster), 690 nucleotides. RefSeq lists its product as uncharacterized. Lineage: Eukaryota; Metazoa; Mollusca; Bivalvia; Ostreida; Ostreidae. The annotation marks the transcript as partial. The transcript has 4 exons. The record is from RefSeq and is a predicted model, not a curated record.
AUGUGGGUACUAACAGGAUAUUAUGGCAUAAUCAAUAGCAUAUGUUCCCCCGAGCAGAUGGGAAAUGAAAGUCUGCAGUCUUCCACGCUAGAACUUAACAACAGUACUAUAAAUAUCAUAUGGGCCCAGGCAGAUUUCUCCGAACUGUAUAAUGUUCUUCAGAAAGUCAAAGAAAUGAAAAAGAACAGCGCUGAUCUUGUUUACGUCAACUCCACCAAUCAUCGCAUCAUAAUGACAAUUUCAAAUCUGAAUACCACGCCUACACUUCACCUGAAUGAUGUAGAUCAAGAAAGCGUGGAGAGUCUUGUGGCGCCAGAAAAGUAUCCCUAUUGCCAUGAAGUAAAACCAAAGCUUCACAAUACUCCCACGGAAGCCUGCUUAUCAAUCAAAUUUGGAGAAAAUUAUUUUGAUGAGGAAACACUUUCGGUUAUGGUGGCUCGAAUACUGACGCAUCUGCAUUGGAAAUCUACAAUAACAUUCUUUGAAAAUGCAACUGCGCACAAUGUUGGAAAAAUCUUGGAAAGAGUGAACGAGAUUGGAGUUAAUCAUAGAACUUAUAAUGUUGACAGUUUGAAGGACGCAGAGGAAAUUCGGGGGGUACUUGAUUUAAUUCAUAGUGAAUUUACUGAAGGAAUGGCAAAUAUUACUCUUGUCUGUCAACUGAACUGUACACGCCGUGUACUGAAUGAG